UGUUUAAGUUGGAAACAGCAACACUCAAAAGGUGCUUCCCUUUUCCCGGUUCGUCAUGUCGACCAGAAAGCCUCGCUCGGUGGCGAACCCUUUGGAGUCUGCUAUCACUUCACCGAGUGAGAAGAUACUGAAAGAAUGCCACAGUUUGUAUGUCGACAGCGAAAACGGCUUGGUCAAGAUUGCCAGCAGCCUAGGAGUGCGCCUCCUGCCCCCCAGAAAAAAGAUCACUAUCAUGAUCAUGGGGAACCAUUCUGCAGGAAAAAGCUCCUUCAUCAACUGGUAUGUUGAAGAACACAUCCAAAAAACUGGUGUUGCCAUUGAAACACAAGGCUUCACAUUCAUCACAAGUGGUCGUAAAAGAGAAUCAUUGACGGGGAAUGCAACACUGCAUCUCUACCCCCAUUUUCGACCACUCCUUGAGUUCAAAGGUGUUAUGGACUAUGUAUCUUCUGAGAUAUCAACCUCCAAGCAGAAGAAGUUCAGCCUUGUGACCUUUGUGGACACACCUGGCUUAGUGGAUGGGGACAUGAUCUACCCUUUUAAUGUUAACAGUGCCAUCACAUGGCUAGGAGAACAGUCAGACCUCAUAUUUGUGUUCUUUGACCCAAUGGGUCAGGCGUUGUGCAAGCGCACGCUGAACAUUGUUGAGAAGCUGAGUGAGAAAUGUGGAGACAAGCUGUUGUUUUACCUCAGCAAGGCUGAUGAAGCUGGAAAGGAAACCGAUCGACAGAGAGUGAUGAUGCAGAUAGUCCAGGAAUUGUGCCGCCGCCCAGGUCUCAACAAAUGUGGGUUUGAAAUGCCAACGAUAUAUAUCCCUAACCCACAGAAGCCAAGCCGGUGUGUGAACCAGAUCGACGGAGUUUGUCAGACCAUCGAAAAGACCAUCAACCAGGCUGUGCAGAGAACUUUGGACCAGUUAGAGAAAGACUGUGAUUUAAUUUGCUCCACCAUCAACAGCAGACUACAGCAGGAUAGGACUGAUGCCUCAUACAACAAAAGUCUCAGGCUGCACUCGUUCGUUUGCGGUGCUAUGGGAACUGUCCUUCCGCUGCUUUUCAUCCUCAGUUUCAUUGUGAGCACCUUUUCCAAGAAGCAGCUGAGUGAGCUGAUUGGAGAGGGGCUUGCACACACCCUCUCUAUCUGCACAGGAAUUGUGAUGUACUUAUGGGAAUGGAUUCCAGAGGAUGGACAAGUCAUUUUUGUGAUCCUUUUUGGGGCCUUUUGCUACCUCCUACUUUUUCUAGCUAAAUAUUUUUCUGGUCAAGGAUACAAGACUCUAACAAAGAAGGAGAAGAGAGCAAUGACAGAGUACAGUGAUUAUAUCCAGGAUAUCGUCAAAGCCAAAAAGGGUAAAUUGUAUGAAUGGUACCUCCAGCAAUGUGUUGCAGAAUAUGACCUUUGAACUAGUGCAAGAUGGCAAUGCUUCACACAUGUAUGUUAACACAGUGCUGAAAGGUCAGAGGUAUACACACACAAAAGUGGCUCUGAAGUAUUUGAUGAAACACUGGAAGAUUUGUACUCAUACUGACAAUCAUCUACCAAAUAUUGUAGCCAAGGUUGAACAAUUGUUAGAAAGUGCCUUUUUCUCUUCUAUAUACUCAGGAGACUAUGAUUAUAGUAUUAAUAUGAGUAAGUGGAUUUAUUUUUAUAAUGUUUUGUAGGUUAUAUUACAAAAUUAGUUCCAAUUUUUCUAUGAUGUCUUAAAACAUUAAUUAUACCAUCCACUCACUUAUUCUCAAACCUCGCUGCUCUGUCCACUGAUGAUGACACUAGAAUGUACUAUUUAAAUAAGCAAAGCUGUGAUAGUAACUGAGCAUUACAGUCAUUUGUCAUGCCAGUAACAUGAUUGUCGUUUUUAUCUCUACGCUUGUAUACAGUACCGUAUACACGCACCAUAUGAGAUCCAAUACAAGAGCAGUUUAAAAAAAAUGUCUUUACAAAACAAUGGAACAAAUUGAGGGCUGUAUAUUGCUUAAUUAAGCAAUGUGACUGGGGUAAAAUAUAACAGCUGUCAGUAUGCUGCAUUGUGUAAUGCACUAGUGAGGCUAGGGGCUGACUGCGGCCAAUUGAGUAGGGAACUUUAGCACUCAGAAGAUGGUUCGACCACUGGAGCCUCAGGGUGUGAAUAAAAGGACAAGAUACGAUUGCUUUUCAUAGUUAUUAUUUAUAUAUACACACAAAAAUAAAGUGUUAGUCAUGUACAGGUUAUAUAUGUAGAUAACUGGACUAAUAUAAAUAAAUAUGGCUUAAUCAUAUACAAUACAAUACACUUUCGACAACACAUGAAUUUAGUUGGGAUUCAGUCCAGGGUGAGAAGCAGUGUCCUUAAUAUCCAUGAUCCAGUCCACAAGUGGGGGGAUAGUAUCCGAAAGGAAAAAGGUUAGAUUUUUCCUACCGGAAAGCGGGGUGUGGGUAGCUCGCCAUCAUGUGUGGAAUGUCAGAGAGGUUCAGUGGGUGAAAAAAUCUGACCUACACAAGGUCAAGAAACAAUUACAUGGCCAUCAAUUCAUGCUACCAUUGGUACAGCAUUAUCAAUAUAAUGUGCUCAGUAUGAGUCACCAAGAUCAUUUCAAGUAACAUUUCAGUUUAAAGUUCACUCUAGGUGUCAAUAUAGUUCAAGUAUAUGUAUAUUCAAUGACAUUACGAUUAAAUUAUCAAUGUUUCAGUUCGGUUUCGAUGAGCAAUAAUCUCAUGCAUUUCCAAUUCAACACUACCCAGUCAUUUGAGCGCAUAUCAAAAAGUAACUAAACACCCCCACAAAAAUAAGAAAACUAACAAACGAGUGCUCAUCUUAAACAAUAUAUUUCGGCGGCCUGUUCGGCUGUAAAAUAAACUUUAUUGAUAGGGCCGUUUGUAAAAUACGGCCAUUUAACAAGUCACACAGACCGGGGUUGCCGCUAUGGUAGAUUAGCCAUUACUUCGAUGCAACUCUUGAACGGCACGAGUGCAGUGCCGCGGCGAUUCAUAAAGUUCAUAAAUAAAGUUUGACUCACCGCUGAGUGGAUGUUACUAGCAACUUCAGUCGUGGAACUUGUGUAGCACCAGCAAGAGAGGCGGAAUGACAGCAUGACCCCGGAACUUAAAGAGGGUUGUGACCUGCCGCGCCAUAACGACAGCCGGAAGUGUGGAGCUGCGUUAAAAUUGCAGUUACUACCACAAUAAUACAUAUUUUUAUUUAAAGAAAUACAACUAUCACAAUGCCAAUUAAAAGUAGACAUGCUCGAGCUUGGCUUUUUUUUUAAACCAAUAUCCAAUACUGAUAUUGUCCAACACUUCAUUGUUGAUACCAAUAUUGGCAGCAGUUGAAUGAAUGAACACAUGGUGCUUCUUUUAAUCUCAUGCCACUGGACUGGAUGCAUUUGACAAAUAAAUACCAUUUGUGCAAAAUAAGACAUCUACUGCAAGAUGACAUACUGAGCUAGCAAGGUUUCCUGCCAAUAAUCAUUAUCGGCAAAAAAUAAACAAGCAGUCAAGACUAAAGUAGUAACAAUGCAGCAAUAAGGUGCAAUCCGUGGUUGUGUUAAAUAGAUUUUUUACAUAGAAUUUUGUGACCUAUUUAUUCCUGGGAAAAUAAACAUUUGCUCCAAUCUGACACUCCAAACCUAACUUUUUUCACUGGAACAUGUGAUUGGUGAUUUCAGUGAAUCCACCAACACCAAAAUGAAUGAUUUAAGUGACAGUAGUGGUAAGUGAAUGAGAAAUUAAAUUAUUAUUUUUUCUUCUUUCGUUUUUUUUUUUGUGUGUAUGUGUGUGCUCUUAGUUGGUUUGGACUGAGUUUUAAACAUAUUUUGUAUUCGGUAUUUGUAUUCUGUGAAAUUGGGGGGGGGGACUCAGAAAUAUUUUACUGCCUCAAAA
Messenger RNA from Doryrhamphus excisus (bluestripe pipefish), 3855 nucleotides. RefSeq lists its product as uncharacterized. Gene Ontology annotation, molecular function: GTPase activity. The record is from RefSeq and is a predicted model, not a curated record. Lineage: Eukaryota; Metazoa; Chordata; Actinopteri; Syngnathiformes; Syngnathidae.